Oryza sativa Japonica Group (Japanese rice) is the source of this 6351-nucleotide messenger RNA. NCBI's taxonomy places the organism in Eukaryota, Viridiplantae, Streptophyta, Magnoliopsida, Poales, Poaceae. The record is from RefSeq and is a predicted model, not a curated record.
CUCUCUCUUCUGGUCUCCUCCUCCUCUCCCCCGUCGCUCUCUCUCUUGUUCCCCUCUCACACGCUUGACGCGGCCCAUAGGAAGGGGGGGAGGAGGAGGAGGAGGAGGUGGCGACCGACCGCCGGAUUGGACCGCCUCCGCGACGACCGCCGCUGAACCCAUCGCCGAUCCAUGGAGGGAGCAGCCGCCGCCGCCGGCGGCGGGGAGAUGCUAUCCCCAGGUGAGGCGGACUGGCCUCCCGAGCUGCGGCUCCCACCGCCGCCCCCGCCCUCCGCCGCAUCGGAGGGGGAGCCGCCGCCCGCGCGGGCCGCGGUGGGGAUGGAUGACUCGCAGUUCCUCGGAUCGAUCAUCGGCUUGCCCGCCCAGCCGCCGCAGGCCACGGCCGAGGCGCUCGCGGUGGUCGGGGUCAAGAGGAGGAGAGGGAGGCCGCCGAAGAAGAGGGACGGGGCGGCGGCGGCGACGGCGGUUGUUCCCGCGGCGAGGCCUGCGAGGAGGAGGGAGGACGAGGAGGAGGUCGUCUGCUUCAUCUGCUUCGACGGGGGCAACCUCGUCGUGUGCGAUCGGAGGGGAUGCCCUAAGGUCUACCAUCCGGCCUGCAUCAAGCGCGAUGAGGCAUUCUUCCAAUCUCGCAGCAAGUGGAAUUGCGGUUGGCACAUAUGCAGCAGCUGUGAAAAGGCAGUGCACUACAUGUGCUAUACGUGUACAUACUCCCUUUGCAAAGUAUGCAUCAAGCAAGGUAAAUUUUUCAGUGUCAGGGGGACCAAGGGCUUCUGCGAUACCUGUUAUUCAACUAUACUGUUGAUAGAAUCCAAAGAUGAAGGUGAUACAAAGAUUGUUGUUGAUUUUGAUGAUCAAAAUAGUUGGGAAUACCUGUUCAAGCUAUAUUGGGUGGAUCUGAAAGGGAAGCUUUCAUUAACAUUGGAAGAACUAACUAGCGCCAAGGCUCGAUGGAAUGCACCUACUACUUACACUAGGAAAGAAAAGGAUGAGUCAUCUGAUGACCUUUAUGAUGCUAAUAAUGACGAUGAUGCUGGUUCUGACUGCUCCUCAGGAAAGCGAAAGAGAAAUUCUUCGAGAAAAAAGGGUCGAAAACGUCGGAAACCAAAUUCUGAUUGUAGCAUUGCCACAAAAAAGGUUGAGACUGUUACUAGAGAUGAUGGAACCCUGCCCAACAAGGUACCAACUGAAGAGGCGUCCUUGCCGGUAGACACCAAAUGGGCUUCGCCAGAGCUACUGGAGUUUGUAGGGCACAUGAGAGAUGGCGAUCAAUCUUUUAUUUCCCAGUUUGAUGUUCAGGCUCUUUUGCUUGACUAUAUAAAACAGAACAACCUCCGUGACCCUCAAAGAAAGAGUCAAAUUAUCUGUGACUCAAGGCUUCACCGUUUAUUCAGGAAAACACGCGUCGCUCAUUUUGAGAUGUUGAAGCUUUUGGAGAUGCACUUUAUUGUAAGUGAGCCUUCUGCAGUAAAUGAUGGUAGCCAAGGGAUUAUCAAUCCUGAUUCAGCUCAAAUAGAUCAUGCCAGUGGAUAUAAUGACAUGGCAGCAAAGUUCUCUCCUGAUAGGAGACGAAGGAUGCAUAGAAAGAUGGAAAGAGAACCACAGGCUAAUCCUGAAGAUUACGCAGCAAUUGAUAUGCAUAAUAUUAACCUAAUUUACCUGCGCCGUAGCUUGAUGGAGGAUCUUAUUGAUGAUCCCACAUUGUCAGACAAAAUUUCUGGUGCUUUUGUCAGGAUAAGAAUUUCGGGACUUGGUCAGAAGCAAGAUAUGUAUCGUCUGGUGAAAGUUGUCGGGACACAUAAGGUUUCAGAAAAAUACAGCAUCGGGAAGAAGAUGACAAAUUUUGCACUUGAGAUAAUGAACUUAAACAAAAAGGAGAUUAUCACGAUGGACACAGUAUCAAAUCAGGAUUUUACAGAGGAGGAAUGCAAGCGCCUAAGGCAGAGCAUGAAGUAUGAUCUAAUUAGCCGACUGAAAGUGGGUGAUAUCCAAGAGAAAGCCAAGAUCUUCCAAUUUGUAAGAGUGAAUGAUUGGUUUGAAAACGAAAAGCAGAAGCUGUGCCAUCUUCGUGACCGUGCAAGUGAAACUGGGCGUAGAAAGGAGCUUAGAGAAUGUGUGGAAAAGCUUCAGCUUCUCAACACUCCUGAGGAAAGAGCACGCAGAAUUAAUGAAGUUCUUGACGUGCAUGUUGACUCGCAUAUGGAUCCUGAUUAUGAAUCUGAUGAUGAAUUUGGCAACAAGAAAGCUGUUGAACGUAGUGUAAAUUGGGCAAGAUCAGAUCCGUUCGUUUCACCCGUUAAAGUUAAAUAUUCGAACAGUUCACAAAAGAAUGGUGAUGCUACCCGCCAUCUCAAAAACCUGUCUAAACAAAAUACAGAGCGUAAAUCAGGAGCAGCAAGAAACUUUGAGAAUUCCCAUUCACCAGUUGGUAUGGAUAUUCCAAAAUCUGGCACUAAUGUAAAGAGUACCAGGUGUGAAACUACGUCACCUUCAUCUCAUGGGGUUGUAUCAAGUGACAUGGAACCAGAAAAAGUCUGGCACUACAAGGAUCCUUCUGGAAAUGUUCAGGGCCCAUUUACUCUUGUGCAGCUAUCCAAAUGGACAAGUUACUUCCCACGUGAUAUGAGAGUAUGGCUUACAUUUGAGAGUGAAGAGAGAUCAUUGCUGUUGACUGAAGUGCUCUCAAAGCAACCAAAAGAUUUUGGUCAACCUGCAUCUGUUACUACAAGUAGUAAGUCGACAGUAGCAGACACUGGACAAAACAGAAACACUGAAAUUGUUGAUCUCAACAAAGCUCCUUCUCCUGUUGGUUAUAGUAUGCUUAAUUCUUUUGAAACCACUGUUCAGUCUACUAAGCAUUCUGCUCCAGAAAGGGAAAGCGUGAACUCUUUAGAUGACAGGUUAUCACACUCGACUGACUCAGUUCCACCAAAGGACGCUAACGCUUCAAAUAGUCAAGCAAUGUGUCAGAUCAAGCAUUCAGGCUCUCUUCCAUCUCCUGGAAGUCCACAUCAACGAUCAGACUUGCACCAUGAUGAAGUACAGGGAGGACGCUCUGGUGAAUGGAACAAUCAACACAACAGUGAACUGUGGAGUCCAUCCAUGCCGCAGACAAGUUCUAGUGCACACAGUAACGUGGAAUCUCAUCACGAUCAUUAUCCUUCGUGGUCACAGGUUCAACAUGAUCCUAAAAAUAGUUUACAAGCAGGUUCUGGGAAGGAUCUGAAUUCGAGGUAUGAUAUUGCGCAGAAACUUCCUAGUCAACGGAUCACGAGAGAUGUUCCCAGCCCUGUAUUUGCCUGGAGUCCAUCUGAGUCCAGGACUGCUUCCAGUCAACAUGAAGGUUCUUGCUUGAGUUCAACAACCAAUCUAUGCACUCAUGAUGAACUUCAUUCUUCAAUUGCUUCUGCAAAGGCUAAAAGCUUUGCUCCAGCAACUCCUGUUGAAGACAGAGGUUCAAGCUCACCCUCUGGUAUGCUGAGUCUCUCGGAAAGAGCACCAAUCUGCAGUCCACAGUCAGCUCCUUCUGCGUCUGCUUCUGAUACAUGCAAGAUGGAGGAGAACAUGAAUCAACAAAAAACACUUGAAGCUGAUAUAUCAAACACGUCAGUUAAUCAGUCUCCACAGUCUAAGAUUCUCCCUGAAUCUUCUCCUGAUAACCAAGAUGCUGAACAUGAAUAUCGUAGUCCACCUCCAAUAUCUGAGAGUAAAGAGUUAUCCCCACAGUCAAGGACUACCCCUGGAUCUUCUCCUGAUAACCAAGAUACUGAACGUGAAUAUCCUAGCCCGCCUCCAAUAUCUGGGAGUAAAGAGAUAUCCCCACAGUCAAGGACUAUCCUUGAAUCUUCUCCUGAUAACCAAGAUAAUGGACAUGAAUAUCCUAGUCCACCUCCGAUACCGGAGAGUAUAGAGCUAUCUCCGCAUUCUAAGGCUCUCCCUGAAUCUUCUCCUGAUAACCAAGAUAUUGAACCUGAAUGCCCUAGUCCACCUCAAAUACCCGAGAGUAAAGAGCUAUCUCGGCAGUCUAAGAUUCUCCCUGAAUCAUCUCCUGGUAACCAAGAUAUUGAACCUGAAUGCCCUAGUCCACCGCAAAUACCUGAGAGUAAAGAGCUAUCUCAGCAGUCUAAGAUUCUCCCUGAAUCCUCUCCUGAUAACCACGAUAUUAAAUGUGAAUAUUCCAGUCCAACUCCGAUACCCGAGAGUAAAGAGCUAUCUCUGCAGUCUAAGAUUCUCCCUGAAUCUUCUUCUGAUAACCAAGAUAUUAAGUGUGAAGAUCCUAGCCCAACUCCGAUAUCUAAGAGUAAAGAGGUGUCUCCGCAAUCUAAGAUUCUCUCUGAAUCUUAUCUUGAUAACCAAGAUGUUGAACGUGAGUGUCCUAGUUCCAUUCUGAUAACUGAGAGUAAAGAGCUUGCUGUGGACCUCCCUGGAUCAAUAUCAUUAGCACCUGAAAAAACAGCUUCUACUGAUGUAGGUGAAAACUCUUCACUUGCUUUUAUUUUUCCAAAAUCUACUCUGGCUGGGGAUGAUGCUUUGAAAUCAGUAUUUGAUAUGGCAAAGGCGCAUUUAGAAUGUGAAGAUUCAAAGGUUAAAGAAGAACUGUAUGUUGAAUCAACUGUUGUUAUAAGAGAUGACAUGGUUGUUAAUCCUGCCUCUGGAGUUGAGUCCAUAGACAUGUCUGAAAAUCUCUUGGAAUCUUUGAUGGAGCAAAGUUGUGGAACUUUUUACAUGGAUGGUACAACAGCCUUAGAAGGUUUUCUGUCUGGUUCAACGAAGGAAGAACCGCAAUGUUCUAGCCCCAUUGCUUUAUCCACAUGCUCUAGCCCCAUUGCAUUAUCCCCUUGGGGUGAACAUGGCUACUAUCAAGGAGAUUCUGUUGGUUCUUCUUUAUGGGGUGUCCAGGACGAUGAUCCAAUCGGUAAUAUUUGGCCAUUAUCCUCACAAGCACCGGCUCUCCAGUAUUCAUCUGCAGGUAGCACUGCUCAUUUUAUUGAUGAAGCAACUGUCACCCAUGGAAAUAAUGGAGUUGUUCUAAGUAGCACGCCAGGGGAGGAGGUGGGUUUACCAAACUCAGGUGUUUGCACAGAUUGGGGAUUGGUUGAGCAGGUGAAUCCAGAAACAAAUGAUGCAUCGGUAUCAAUGAUAGACAAGAACUCAGGAUUAGUAGAUUCUCAACCAUCAGCAAAUGAUGGCUCAGAUGUGGGUACUGCACGGAACACUAACCAUAAUACUAACUUGUCCCUCAACCAUGAAACAGCGGUACCCUUGAGUAGAAGUUCUGGAGAAGCAUCAAGAAAACACGGAUUUAUUACUGACUUGAAUGUUGCUACUUCAGAGGAGGCGUUAGGGAACACCAAGAACUGGAAUCCAUAUGCUGGUAAUGCUAAUCGGGGCAGCCAGCGGAAUCAUCACCGUGACAGGUACUCUCAAAUAAGCGAAUCUUGGCUUCUUAGCUCAAACUACUCUAGGAGUAGGUCUGAUGGAUUUGGCACUGGUGGAUCGUCGAGAUCAACCCCAAGGGGACAAACUCAGAGGGGGAUAUGUAAAUUUCAUGAGAAUGGCUACUGCAGGAAGGGUGCAUCUUGUAACUACCUGCACCCCUGAUCUCUGCAAUAGAUAACGAGGGUUUGCAUUCUUUGCCCAUAUCUUUUGACUUUUUUGUAUAGCCUAAUUACAGUGGUAGUCAACAUAGAGCCUACACAACCUUUUCUUGGUUUCAUUCAACCGUAGCAAGGACGGAGUAUAUGUCUAGCUCUAGCAUAGGAGGAUGACUGAAUGUACUGCCCAAGCAGAUUCCACUCUUUUGGGGACACGGCCUAUUUUCGUUUUGCUUGGUUCAAUUGAACUGCAUCUGUGUAUCCCUAUCCCUAUUGUUCCCCGCUUUUGUUUCUUCGAGGCCUGAGGCCUGACCCGCAUCCGCCAGAUGUAUCGGAAAAUAGCGAUAUGUAACCCAUCGGUUUAGUUUCUGAUUUGUCUUAUGUUGACAGAAUGUAUUCGGUAUUAGUACACUGGGUUAGGAUAGUUAUUUAGCAUUUUGACUAGUUAUAAAUGAUACUACUACUUAACAGUAUACAUGAUGUGAUUGUGAUAUUAACAUGCUGAUACUGUGCACCGAAAUUUGGUAGAGGAUGGCUUGUCGAAGGUCAGAUAUACAACAGUACAAGUUAGGCAGCUGAUUACUGAAUUUGUAUUAAGGGACUUGUGGAAUAGUUUAUCGGUUGUCGUCAUUACUCCUGUAUCCAGUGUCCAUUUCGUGGCUCUCUUGUAGCCAGAUCCAUUUUGUGUCUCUCCUGUAUCCAUUUCCAUUCUCAAUGGACAGUUGUGCGGCAACGUACCACUGCUGUACUAUUUUGUUUU